UCCUCUGAUUUCCCAGUCCAAGGUCACAUAUUGACCACUGCUACCCAGACUUCAAACCUUUCUCUUUUCUUUGGAAGAGUAUCAGGGCUCUUUUUCUCUCUCUUCCUCAUCACACAGCAAAAAUGGCGCCCGUUAGAUUCAAUCCGUCGUCCAUAAAAAAUAAAAUGAAGCGGGAGGAGGUUGCGGGAAAACAAAAAAAGGCCAAGAAUAAGGAGAAACUUCAAAAGAGAAUGGCACAAGCAAAGCUGGAGGCUAAUGACCCCGCAAUAAAAAAGAAACGUCUUGCAGAAAACGUUCCUCGUACGCUCGACAAUACCCGUGAAUUUGACCCUUCGAUACCUUCUUCGUCAAAGACACCAGAUGGGUCCUUGACUGUACAGCAAGAAGAACUGUCUAAUGACAUAGCAUCCGAUCCCUUCUCGGACUACUUCUCCUUCACCCAAGAUCCCAGUAUUCCCCCAAAAGUACUCAUCACCACAUCGACAAAAGCUUCAAAAGCCACUUUUGAAUUCUGUGAUGAACUUGUAGGCGUGUUUCCCGGUGCUGAGUAUAUCAGGCGGAAAAAGGGCAAGGGGUAUGAGAUAGGCAAAAUUGCAGGAUGGGCUGCAAAACGUGGGUUCAAGCACUUGUGUGUGGUUAACGAGAACGGCAAGAAGCCAACUGCUAUCACUUUGGUAUACCUUCCAAACGGACCCACGGCAUAUUUCAAGCUGACUUCAGUAGAAUUGACUAGCCAAAUUUAUGGCCAUGCACGAGCUACAUCUCAUCAUCCAGAACUUGUCCUGAACAACUUCGCAACGUCUCUCGGUCACGCGGUCGGGAGAAUGUUCCAGACUCUCUUUCCUCCCAUGCCCGAGUUCCAGGGGCGUCAGCUUGUCACGUUCCACAAUCAGCGCGAUUUCUUGUUCUUCAGGAGACAUCGUUAUGCCUUCCGUUCCACUGAGAAGGUGGCACUGCAGGAGAUUGGCCCACGUUUCACUCUAAAAUUGCGAUGGGUGAAGAAGGGGCUUCCUGCUGUGCACAACUUCGGAGAGGCACCGAAACCUCCCGAGAUUGAUGCUGGAACCACGGAGGCAGAUGAUGGCGACCAGGACGAAAAUGCAGAAAACAAGGAGACACCUACUGUGGGCCAGCUACCGAAAGACAACGACUAUUUAUGGAUACACAAACCCGAGUUGGAUACAUCAAGACGUACCUUCUUUUUAUAAAUUUAUGGAUUUAGCAUACCGUGUUUUAGUUACUCAUCAUUGCAAUCACUUUAUGUGUCGAUACGCUC
Messenger RNA from Serpula lacrymans var. lacrymans S7.9, 1276 nucleotides. RefSeq lists its product as uncharacterized. The record is from RefSeq and is a predicted model, not a curated record. The transcript has 6 exons. Lineage: Eukaryota; Fungi; Basidiomycota; Agaricomycetes; Boletales; Serpulaceae. Gene Ontology annotation, cellular component: nucleolus; preribosome, large subunit precursor. The coding region runs from base 123 to 1208 and encodes 361 amino acids. Gene Ontology annotation, biological process: maturation of 5.8S rRNA; maturation of LSU-rRNA. Gene Ontology annotation, molecular function: rRNA primary transcript binding.